UCACGUUCCGACUUUCACAGGAGCUUUGGCAUACUUUCGCUUAGCUAGGUUGCUAUCCAAACAAAUUACGGUACAAAAGUAUUUUAACAGUCAAUUUCUUCAAAUGCUAUGUAGCUAAUGAUUUGGAAACGCCAAUGUAUUAGAUAUGUCUGGCUCAGCUAAAAAGGGGACCAGUAAAUUGGUCACUCCAUCAAAUUCAAAGAAAUCACUGUCUACCAGGCAGUCAUCAUUUACGUCAAAACCAGGAAUUUCUUUGAUACAGAAGGCUGAAGCAAAGGGUUCUCAUAUUGGUGUGAAGAGCAAUGAAAACAAAAAAGAUAGGAAAUCUGUGCCAGUCAAUGGGGAAGGUGUACAGAAAGAAAGACCCCAGUAUGACACGGAUGUCACCAAGAACUUUAACGACAUGAUAGACGGAGACCUGUCCAAUGUGCCUGCACUUCCCAAGUCCAUGGUCCGCAUCUUCCUUAGUUCAACUUUCUCAGAUUUUCGUGCUGAGAGAAACACGCUGGCUCGUGAGGUAUACCCAUAUCUGCGUGACUACUGCACUGCUCGAGACCUGGACUUCCAGGUGGUGGACAUGCGGUGGGGCGUGACAGAGGACAGCCAGAACGACCAUUCCGUGGAGAAACUGUGCCUGCUCGAGGUGGACAACUGCCAGAAAUCAUCUCUCGGGCCGAACUUUAUUGUAUUGUCUGGUGACAGAUAUGGUUUCCGCCCAAUCCCAGUUGAGUUGGAUGUGAAACAAUUUGAGGUUUUGCGAUUCGAGGCCACAAAACUUGAUCUGAAGGAUCGAGCACUACUUGAUGAAUGGUACAAACUGGACGAGAAUGCAGUGCCAAGCAUUUAUUUGCUACAGCCCAUCCGGUCCAAGUUUACAUUCUAUGCUGACUUUUCUCCUGGAUGCAGUGAGGUUCGCAAGAGGGACACUGAAGAGUGGAACAAGACAUAUGAGGCCCUCCAAGGGGUUCUCAGAAAGGCAGCCCUUGAAGUUUUUAAACAGAAUAAAAUCUCAUCACAGCAAAAAGAGCAGUUCUUUAUAUCAGUCACUGAGUGUGAAAUUCAAGAUGGCAUUCUUAAUGCCAGUGAUGUCAACUCCCAUUGUUUAGUGUACAAAAGGCAGUUCAAUGGUGUGGAUGACAAAGCUCUUGCCGAUGCUCAGGCCUCUAGAUUCAUGGAGAUAAAAACUACUGACAAGGGUCCUGCCAUUGACGGGGAGGUACAAACUCUGCGUACAGAUCUGUUUGAGAAGAAAAUCAAAAGCAAACUGAAAGACUCCAACAUCCACACGUACACCCUAGCAUGGACUCCCCAGGGGGUCAGUCCUGAACAGUCCACACAACAUAAGGACUAUCUUGCAAGGUUCUGCAAGGAUUUCAUCAAAGACUGCACACACCUGAUUGAUAUCGCGUGGCAAGAAGUGUCCCAGAUUCCCAUAAAGUUGUCUAACUACUACUCGGAUUAUGUUGAAACUAUUCACCAUCUGAGUUUCUGCAACAUGAAAUGUGAAUCAUUCGCUGGACAGGAAGAAGUGUUGGACAAAGCAAGGGCAUACAUCCUGAACGACUUCAUCAAAACCCCGCUGAUCAUCCACGCUGAGUCUGGGGUGGGUAAGACCUCCAUCAUGGCCAUGAUUAUGAAGAGCAUUCCAAAGUGGCUUAAGGAUAAGUCCCACACAAGGCUGAUUAGAUUUCUUGGCACUUCUCCCAACACCCUCAACAUUUUUGAUGUCCUGUUCAGUGUUCUUGGUCAAGUGUCAGACUCCUAUGACAUGAUAAUUCCGCCGCUGAAUUACAAGAGCAUGGCUGCACUCCAGGCAUUCAUUCCCCGCUAUUUGAGGCAAAUCGCAACCACAGCUAAAGAGCCUGUGAUCAUCUUAUUGGACUCUAUAGACCAACUGACGGCCCAAAAUGAUGCCUACCUGAUGAAAUGGCUGCCGACAAUGGUACCUCAGAACGUAAAGCUGAUAGUUUCCAUGCUACCCAAUGAGCAUGACAUUUUGCAGAACUGCAAGAAACUACUUCCCAACUCUGAAUGCUAUGUGGAGGUGCCAAUGCUUCCAGAAAGGACAGGCCAAGAGAUCAUGAAAAUGUAUCUCAGUAAAAGGAAGAGGAAAAUCACAGACAAGCAGAUGACUCUGCUGUUGUCAGUGUUCAGAGAGGCCCCAAGUCCACUGUUUUUGAAACUCUUGCUGGAUGAAGCGCGAGUGUGGAAGUCUUACACUCCCAUGGAGGACAUCGUCCUCUCUCCCAGCGUCAAACAGGCCAUCAAUAAGCUGUUUGAAAAGCUGGAGAAAAAGUUUGGUGUCAUACUGGUCAGUCAUGCCUUGGGGUACAUCACUGUUGGAUUGGCUGGCCUCACUGAAUUUGAAAUUGAGGAUGUUCUUUCAUGUGAUGAUGAUGUCCUGAAUGAUGUGUACAGGUACCAUGAUCCCCCCGUUCCUGGGAUUGUAAGAAUUCCUCCUGUAUUGUGGGCACGAAUUCGGUACGACAUUAAGGAAUAUAUCGUGGAGAGAAUGUCCUAUGGCAGGACCACUCUUAACUGGUACCAUCGACAGUUCAUUGAGACAGCGAGUGAGAGAUAUACCAGUGAUGGAAAAGACAUUGCCUUGCACAGGAAUUUGGCAUUACUUUUCCUCCAGGAACAUGGAUUGAAAAGGACUGUUAUAUUGAAGAACAGAAAUAAUCUGGAAAUUUCUGAUGCUGACAGACAGGUCACACCGCAGCCAUUUACACCCAAAAAUUGCAGAAAACUUGCGUGUUUACCUUACCAUGCCAGCAAAGCAUUCAGCACCCUUGGGAGAGAGUUUGUGAAGACAAAUAUCCUCUGUAACUUCCAGUAUCUAUGCAUGAGAAUUGCAGCGUUUUCUGUGCCCUCAGUCCUUCAGGAUCUUAAUGAAUUCCUCAACAAAACAGAUGAUGAUGAAGUGCUGCUUUUACAGCAGUUCCUGCAAGUAUCAAAAGAAAAUCUCACCCAACCCGUCCGUAUGGCUUUCAGCAUAUUGAGCAGCCUGAAUCCACAGAGCAACAUGGCAUGCUUAAACAAACUGGUAGAUGAUGCUAAGGCGUUUCUAGAGUCUCAAACUGUGCCGUUACUCAUUCCCAGCUUUCCCUGCUUGGCCCCCAGACGCGAUGCCUCCAGUGCCGUGCUGGCCUCUGUCAGUGAUGUCACAGAGAUUCUCGACUACUGCUCUGACAGUGUACUUCUCAAGGUUCGGGUUUCCGAAGACCAAAAGGAGUACAGGUCUCCUUAUGUCCUAUUCAACACUGCCACACAAGAAUCUGAUUACUUGGGCAUUGUUAAUGGUAAGGACAUUGGUAGUCAGCUGUACUACAACGGCAAUCAUGUGUUUUAUGGAACGAGCAGUGCUGUUGUGUGUUUCAAUGCAAAAACCAAGUCAACAGAUGAAUGUCCAUUUAAAGAAAUUGUUUCAGAUUGGUCUGAGUCUCAGAUCCCUGUUUUCUUGGCUUUCAACAAAGAAAACAAUUAUGGAGCCGUUAUGUUCCCAGAUAUCAUUAUAGUUAUCAGCAUUCCAAGCUUGACAUUUUCUCAGUCAUUUGUGACAGGAAAAAUGCUGACAAGGUUCAAGUCUUGUCUGAUACUGAACGAUAGCAAGAUUAUAGCUAUAGGAGUGCAGGAGAAUUCAAGUGCUGUUGAUUCUCAGGGUCCAGAGAACCAACAUUUCAUCUGCUUGUUUAAUUUUGGAAAAAGAGAACCCAUAGCUAGCUACUUUACUGACAAACAGAUGGAUUUAAUGAUGCAAGCAUUUGCAGGUUCGGAGGAGACAUACGCUAUUGCUGUUAAAACUCAACGAAAUAAUGAUGAACAAGGUCCAGAUGGAAGGGCUGCUAGUGGAUUUAAAACAGAGAUUUUAUUAUUUGACGCUGGAAAUUUAAAACAACUCAAGUCAUUUGAAUUUGACGGUGAAGUUCUUCAAAUUGAAGGUAACCCAAUGAAAUCAGAGUUCAAGGUGCUGACGACUGAUGGAUUCAUGCGUUCACUUAAUCGAUCGAAUGAGACAAAGUUUCCAGUGAAGUCCUCAGUUAAGAUGUUCACCACCCUGUGGGAGAAAGGACUCGUGCUUCUCUGUUCAGGCCAGGGAAUGAUCAACCUCUGUAACUCAGAUGGUCAGUUAGUCGGAGUGUUUCCUGCAUAUUCUGUUGCUAUCAAAAACAUCAAGAUCAAUGACCAGUUGGUCACCCUCAGCAGUAAUUGUGAGCUGAAGUUGUGGUCGGUAGAUGCUUUGAUGAGUGUUGUCAAGCAGGCCGAGGACACUGCCAGUAAUGAGUCAGCCUCUCUUUUAGGGCAGCUGGAUGUUACAGCCAUGGAGGUUUCUCUGGAUGACAAGCUUAUCUUUAUUUGUAAGGAAGAUAACACCAUGCAGAUCUGGGACAGUGAAGCUUUCCAGUUGCGUUCAAAGUUUCAGAUGGGCCUCACUGGAAGUCUGUUGCAUCCACUUAACAACAGUAUCAUAGUACACGACACAACCCUCGGAAAAUUGAAGGUGUUUGAUUUAACUGGCAAAUGUUUGUUUGAACCACCUACCUCUGUUCAGAAUGUCAUGUUCUCAGAGUUAAAUUCUUCUAGAAAGACUCUGUACUUGAUUAGUGCAAUUAAGAAAGGCAAGGAACAAAUUGACGAGAUUAACAUGGAUCUAAUGCAGUAUGUGAAGUGUAUCAAGUUUCAGCAGUCUCUCACGUAUGAAAGCUUGGACUUCAAACUAUCGGAGGGGGACAGGUAUCUGAUCAUUCGUUCAAAGAUUUCAGAGCAGGAAUUUGACUCAUUCAAAGCCACGUGGAAGAAGGGUUGGUGGGGAGAGCAGAACUGCAGGUUCAAGUUCCAUGCUGUUGACCUGAAGCAAGGCAAUGGGGCCCUUGUUCCCUGUCUGAGAAUCCUUUCCAAGAUCCCAACACUCGGUAUAGGAUACCUGCCUAUGGGACCAUCAACAGUGUUGAUUACUACAAGAAGGUGGGUGGUGUUCUGGGACAUCCCGACGGGCAAGUGUGACCAGCGCAUGUGCAAGGAGACCAAGGAGCCCAUGUUCUACCUGCCCACUUGGUGUGGGGGCGACCAGUGCACGGGCCAGACCAGCGUCAUGGAGACCGAUACCCAGAGGUCCCUUCUUGCAGUGGGCUCAGAUGACGGGUAUGUCAUGGUGUACAAUGUCGCCACUGGCGUACCUGCUGACAAGAAGAAACCUGCCACCAAACAUACUGGAAAGGUCCAGAAGAUUGCCAUAUCUCUGAAUGGCAAGUGGCUGGCGUCAGCCUGCUCAGACAACGUGCUCAAGCUGUGGGACCUGGGCACCUACAGGGAGCUAUUCUCGGUGGGCCUGGAUGCUAGUGUCCAGCGCCUGGCCUUCAACUCAGCCUCCACCAGGCUCCUCCUGUACACCGGGCACGAGACCACCAGGAUCAUGGUGUUUGAUGGGAUACGGACAAAUCCCCUCCCGGACAAAAACCCUCCUGUUCUUUUCAUAGGGGAUGGACAGGGGGUGAAAAAAAAGAAGAAAAUCCUCCCAUAAAAAAACGGGGCCAGACAAAAACCCUCCCGUGAAAGGAAUUAAACACCAACAAGUGUAAUUGUUUCACACAGUGUUGCAUUCAUUAAUCCAAAAAAAUUACCCAUUGUGUGUAUUGUGUUUUCAGGGGGUGAAAUUGAAAGAAGAAAAUGUGUAUCGAUUAACUGUAUACAUACCGCUUUUCUAAUGUGCAUAUAUAUCCGAUAGUCCAAUAUAAUUACAACAUCAAUUAAAACAUAAAAUGAGGCCAUUUAUAGACAAGUGAAUUUAAAUUUAGAUUGAAUGCAAUACGAUACAGAGCAACGUUUAAUCGCGUCAUAUGCACAUUCAUGCAAAAAAUUUGCUUUCCGGGAACCUCGGAAAACCUUGCGAAAAUGAAAUUCUGUUUACAACUAAAAAUGCGUUUGCAUGUAACUAAUUUGUCUGAAUUACUUAUUUAAUUUAUCUUUGACUGUAACGUUUUCAAUUGCAUUUUUGCAGACAAUAUUUAAAUGCAUAUUGUCAAAUCUGUCAAUGAUUCAAAAGAUCAAUAGCACAUACAGCAUUACCGCUAGUCACUAACGGUUAUUCAGGCCCAAUAAUCAGCUAAUCAUAACAAUGAACUAGUUAAUGGCAUACAAUAAUAUAUAUCAAAAUAUCAAACUGUUAAUAUGCAACUGCGGACGAAAACCAUCCCGUGAAAGCAAUUAAAUACCAACAAAUGUAAUUGCUUCACACAGUGUUGCAUUCAUUAAUCAAAAAAAUUUACUCAAAAUAGCAAACUGUUAAUCUGGAACUACUUUUAGUUUCAAAUUAGUUUAAUCACAGAAUCAAUUAAAAGCAAUUAAACACCGACAAAUGUAUUUGCUUCACACAAUAUUGCAUUCAUUUAUCCGAAAAAUAAAAACCUCAGUUCAAACACAUAUAAAUUACGUCAAAUGGGUGGAAAAUAACAACAACAUUUUCAAUUCGGAAAUAUUUAAAUUAGUCAAGAUAUAGUGUAAUAUGACCUACUGAAGUGAAGUAAAUAUUAAACAAAAUAAUUAUCUCGGAUAACCGACAACAAAAGACAAUGUCGGAAAUGAAGUUCGGAAAUGACCGAUUUCGGAUUAAAAAUGUAUAAAUAAUCAUUGGUACUUGACUUCGUGGCUCAGAUUUCACGGAAGGGUUUUUGUCCGCCCCCGUUUUUUCAUGGGAGGGUUUUCGUCCAGCCCCGUUUUUUCAUGGGAGGGUUUUUGUCCGGCUCCUAUAAAACUGACUGGAGGGUUUUAUCUGGGAGGGGUUUUGUCCGGCAUUCGUGUUUGAUGUGUUCCCAGGAAAGAGCUAGGGCUGAAAGGAUUUUGGAGGAGGGGGGGGGGCUGGAAGUAGGGUUAGGAGUGUAGGGUUUAGUAUUGGGGCAUAGUCAUAACAAAUAAAUUUGUUGUGAUUUUGGCGCGACAUAACUGCAAAUACUAGUAGUCAUGUUCAGUACAUAUCAUCAUUAUAAUUGUUGUGUAUUAUUGUCUGUUACAUACAUGUUAUUGUAAAGGUCGAAUCUUUAAUGCAAGAACAAUACAAUUGCUGACACAAUUGCGAGUUGGAACAAGUGAGGGGGAAUCUAGUUGAUCCAAUAAGGACAUGAAACCAGUAUGAUCAGGUCCUCAAUGUUCCCAGGAAAUAUCUAUGGGGUGAAACUAAAAGGGUGUGGAAUUCUUUGAACUUAAGCGUUUCAUAAAAAGAACUUUUGUUUAUCAUCAUUGGCACCUUUUUCAUAAAAUGAUAAAUCUUUUCUGUCGUUUAAUGUAGAAAGAUUGUUUGUUGGAUACUCACACACCGGUAUCUGUGUGUCUAUUUGACGACAGUCUCAACUGUGAAAUGCUCUAUAAAUACACAUUAAUAGCUGCUCUAGAAUGUUUACAUAGAAUUGCACAAUAAUAAAUCUGUCCCUAUAAGGCCGGUGUUAGUUUAUCUUUAACUGUGUAGCUGUUUCCUUGUAUCCACUGUACUGUGAUAUUUUUGCUUUGUAUUUUGAUUUCUGUGAUCUAAUGUCUGCACACUCAUUUGUAUUAUUAGAUAGACAGGGUUGUUUUUAUAUUGUAUUUGUUAUUUCAACAUAUGUUUCAUGUAUGAAUGUACUGUACAUAUUGUUGUUAUUUACUCACUUUUGUUGUUUUUUUCAAAAUGGUUUAUGGACUAAAGCACAAAAACUUUUACUCUAUGUUUUGUUCUCAAGGACUAUUAAUCAGAACAUGUCUUAGAUGUUGUGUUCAAUUCUAUUUCAUCUCUGCUCAACUUUGGAAUGAAUUGCCAAAUUUUGUUAUACACUGUUAUUAUAAUAUUUAUUAUUAUGUGUUCCAGUUUUAAAUCACACUUUUCAAUUUAUCCUUAUUUAAGACAAGAUGAGAUAUAUACUUUAUGGAGUGUUUACACUUACAGAUAGAUGUAAAUAUGCCUCAUUACCUGUACUGUUACAUUUUCAAGAGCUUUUUCAUCUUUUUUAUCAUUGUUUAUUUUCAAGAACAUGGAAAAAUAAUAUGAAGUCUAGAAUUUCUACUGGCGUUUUGUUUAUUUAACUGUAAUCCUAUUCACAAAAAGAUACAUGAACAGUUUUAAUUCUAGUUGAUGUGUAUGUAAUGUACAUUUAAAAUAUCAACAAAUUUAUGCUGUGGUUUUAAAGGUUAUAUAUACCUUAGAAAUCUACAGUUUGUAUUUGUUUGGGUGGUGUUUGUGUUAACCUUUCUUUGAAAUACACAUUGUUUUCUACACGCCAAUAUUUGAGCUGAGAUGUUGUUUGAAUUGAGCCUUUUUCUUUUUUGAAAACCGGGCUUAAUGGAUAUGCAGUCAGCAAUGCUUUUAUUGUAUUUUUGUGUAAAGAAAGUCGCUUAGCGAAAAUCAUCCCUGAUAGGCAUGUUCAGACUGUACUGGCUACUCAGGCAUGUUCAGACUGUACUGGCUACUCAGGCAUGUUCAGACUGUACUGGCUACUCAGGCAUGUUCAGACUGUACUGGCUACUCAGGCAUGUUCAGACUGUACUGGCUACUCAGGCAUGUACAGACUGUACUGGCUACUCUGAGAGGACCUGAUAGGCAUGUUCAGACUGUACUGGCUACUCAGGCAUGUUCAGACUGUACUGGCUACUCAGGCAUGUUCAGACUGUACAGGCUACUCAGGCAUGUUCAGACUGUACUGGCUACUCAGGCAUGUUCAGACUGUACUGGCUACUCAGGCAUGUUCAGACUGUACUGGCUACUCAGGCAUGUUCAGACUGUACUGGCUACUCAGGCAUGUUCAGACUGUACUGGCUACUCAGGCAUGUUCAGACUGUACUGGCUACUCAGGCAUGUACAGACUGUACUGGCUACUCAGGCAUGUUCAGACUGUACUGGCUACUCAGGCAUGUUCAGACUGUACUGGCUACUCUGAGAGGACCUGAUAGGCAUGUUCAGACUGUACUGGCUACUCUGAGAGGACCUUUAAGGCCCAUGCGUUAAGCCAUGUUUGCCCAGAAGCUCUUUAUUGCGCUCUAAAGAUGUUCCGCUUACAAGUGGUUUGUCAUUCUGUGUCAUCCACAUACUAAUGUUGAUAUGUAAUAUUAAUAAAAAGAAAUCACAAACCGAAACAAAAUAUUGCUUCAAUAUUUUUUUUAAGUUUUUUUUUCCUGUCCCUUUAUUCAUUUAUUUAUUUACUGUAUUUUCCUCCAAGAUUGUAUGGUCACUCAUUCGUUUAUUUUAUCAUUUUAUCUUUUAUUUCUUACCUACUGGUACAUACAAAUAUGUAUUUUUUAUCUUGAUGUAAUAUAAAAUGCAGUGUUACUAAUUUAUUAACUAUCAGUUUAGAAUAAAAUAUUAAAAAUGA
Molecule: messenger RNA, 9332 nt
Organism: Dreissena polymorpha
Lineage: Eukaryota; Metazoa; Mollusca; Bivalvia; Myida; Dreissenidae
Exons: 14
Coding region: 146-5521 (1791 amino acids)
Molecular function (GO): protein binding
Source: RefSeq, a predicted model, not a curated record